Messenger RNA from Linderina pennispora, 1627 nucleotides. RefSeq lists its product as uncharacterized. The record is from RefSeq and is a predicted model, not a curated record. Bases 23 to 1387 code for a protein of 454 amino acids. The transcript has a single exon. Lineage: Eukaryota; Fungi; Kickxellomycota; Kickxellomycetes; Kickxellales; Kickxellaceae.
CUACAUACAUAUCUUUUUAGCCAUGUCCCAAAGCAAUGAAAGCAGUGAAGCCAGAUACUCGGCAACAGACAACCUGUCGUUCAUGUACCAGUUGUACUGCUCGUACAUGAUACUGUUCAAGAACGAUGGAGGUAUUGACGACUUCAUGCCGCUGCCGGUGCUGAAGCGCGGCCUGGAACUUUUAGUACGCAAACACUAUCCGCCAGUUGCCGGAUGGUUUGAUGUCCAAGGCUUGGAGAUUGAUGUGGUGUAUUACAGUGACAAGUUCAAUGACCCGCCGUUCACCAGCCAAACAUUGGACAUCAGCUAUGAUGAAGCGGCGAGACAUGUUUCUGAGAGUAACGAGGAAAUGUUCGUGCCCAAGGCGCCAUCAGGCGUGAUUUCGUCGGAGAACAAAAACAUACCAAUGUUCUUGGCAAAAGCCACGUACUUGACAAGCAACCAGGGAAUGGUGCUUGGAGUGAACUAUCACCACUCACUGAUGGACGGGGCGUCGUUCUGGAAUUUCAUGCAUAAUUGGGCAUAUCUAUGCAACCGGCUGUCGCGGGGGGAUUCCGAGAUCGAGGAGCUGCCGUCGCAGCCAACAUUUGGGUUUCCCGACAUCAGCCGCUUCGAAGACACCUCAAAGGUAUUUGACCACACUGAGUACAUCACCACAGACCCCGACAGCCAUACAUUGGAGCUAUUGCCAGGCGAAGACAAGAUAAAGGAGAAUAGACUGGUUGUGUCGUUUUCUCAGCAGCAAGAGCUACGCAAACUGGCAAAGCAGCAUGGUGUGUCGUUCCACGUUAUCUUGUGUGCGAUAUUGUGGAAAGAGUUGAAUACUUUGCGCCUACAGGCAAAGCCAGCGAUAGCAGAUGACGUAUCCCAGUAUACAUGCGCAGUAAACCCACGCCAGGCCCUGGGGAUGCCCAGUGCUUUGUGUGCUAGUGCCGUAAUCAACGUAGCUGAGCGCUGCACAGUCUCGCAGGUUGCCGAAAUGGACCUGGGCCAAAUCGCCGCACGUAUCCAGCAGACUCUGGCACGGGUGACACCGGCGUACAUGUGCAGCUCACACAAAUACCUGCGUGCAUUAAAGGAGCAGGAGCUCGACAAUGCUAGACAUGGGCGUGCGGGCAAGCGGACCAUGUUCUCGUAUAUCCACCCGGCAGCAGUCAAGUGCACAGUUUCGUCGAGCCGCACAUUCCCUAUUUACAAGCUGGAUUUUGGCUCGGGCAGCCCUGAAUAUGUGCGGCCGCCGUAUUUGCCGUUUGAUGGGUGCGUGAGGUUCUGGCCAGGCCCACCCAGCAGCGACAGCGGCGCCGACCUGGAGCUGUAUAUUUCGCAACCCGAAAACAUCGACCUGGGGCGGUCGGACAUGCUCAGACCAUUUAUUGGAGAGUAUUGAUGGCAGGCGUUCCUGAUCAGGCGCGCACAGUCUGGUGUUGGGGGAAUCAGGUAUCGGAUCAAGGAUUGGUCGGAAUCUCGCAGCAAACAACCCACACAUUUUUUUCUUCUAAAGCCGUGCUUAUGCAGAGAUCGAGUCAAAAAAAAAAAGUUUUCUCUUCACCCCGCUCUUCGUUUAUCUUUAGCUCUAUCCCUUUGUGACAGGUUCCUUAUUUCGAUACUUCUUAUUGCACCUUCUAUU